Metopolophium dirhodum (rose-grain aphid) is the source of this 8022-nucleotide messenger RNA. Its product is annotated as GATA zinc finger domain-containing protein 10-like. The record is from RefSeq and is a predicted model, not a curated record. The transcript is spliced from 9 exons. Gene Ontology annotation, biological process: regulation of transcription by RNA polymerase II; cell fate commitment. Gene Ontology annotation, molecular function: DNA-binding transcription factor activity, RNA polymerase II-specific; RNA polymerase II cis-regulatory region sequence-specific DNA binding. Bases 2172 to 4970 code for a protein of 932 amino acids. NCBI's taxonomy places the organism in Eukaryota, Metazoa, Arthropoda, Insecta, Hemiptera, Aphididae. Gene Ontology annotation, cellular component: nucleus.
AAAGUGUAGUAUACAUGCGUAGGUAUAGGAGUGGUCACACACACACGCAUUCUUUCAAACGCACACGUAUAUAAUAAUAGCGUCCGAUAUUUAGUGUUUGAAAACGAAAAAUGAUAAUAGCAGAAGUCGUUUAAAAGAAAAGUUCCUGUAUAAUAUAAGAUAAGUGCUCCCCGAAAAGAAGAGUAGGUACUUAAUCGGAUUAUAUAAUAUAAUAAUAAUUGUAACUGUAUGUCCAGGUCAGACUGUCAGAUUGAAUACUCUAUUAGCUGUUUAUAAAAAAAUAAAGUUUUUAAACAACAGACUUACCCCCUGGUAUUUAUAGGGUUUAAAGGUAUUAACUGCAUUAGGUACAUCAUUUCUUAUUGCGUUCAAUAGUAGUGUCAUAUUUUUCACUUGGCAGAUAUGCCUGAUAUGAUUAUUUGAAAUUCCAAAAUCUUAUUGUUUUUUACGGCAUAGGAAAACUAAAUACCGAUAGAUAUAAAGUCUUUAUUCUGGUAAUAUUGUAUACUACCUACGUAUAAUUUGCGGAGAUUUCCUCCCUUCAGAAUAAUAUAGAUCUUGGAACCGAAUUCUAGGGGACUCUGAUAAACUCUGAGCAAAAAUGUUAUGUAUAUGUGCAAAGUGUCGUGACAUAUUCCAUUAAUCCGAUUUAACUGUUUAUAACGAUUUGUAACUUUUAUGUUGAAAUUUACCAAUAAUAAUUUGUAAAUCGCGGUUUGGUAUUUAUAACGUCGAGAAUUUAUUCAAUCCAUGAACGUCGCGAGUACCCCGGUUGUCGUCAUAUCUAACAGUAUCUAUACAAAGUAUACCUAUAAAAGAAAUCGUACUAUACAAUUUUUCAUUACGAGAUCUCGGUUUUGGGUGGGGGUGCCCCCAAGGGCGCCAAAAGGACCGACCCUUAUGAUAACAAUAUGUUAAAAAAAAAAAAAAAAACCUUCGUGGAACCGAUUUAAGGCAUUGCGGACUAUUAGGUCCUAUCUCACAAAAUAAUGUGCACAGUCGACGUGAUAUGGCACAACCCGACGGUAAAAUAAUGGUAUGUAGUAGGAGCUAUAGCUGUGGCGGCGGCGGCGGCAGCAGCAGCAGUAAUAGUAAUAGUUGUAGUAGUGGUAGUAGUAGUAGUAGAAGUGGUAGUAGUAGUAGAAGUGGUAGUAGUAUUAGUAGUAGUAGUAGGAGGCCGGGCCGGACCGUCGCUGCCGCCGCCGCCGCUGACGACGACGUCGGCGGCGGCCCGUAACAAUGGCCGGGGCGCAUGCCUGCGGACCGUCUCGGCGGCGGUUCUUUGUUUUCCAACCUUUUGAUUCGCCCGAGACAAAAGGUGUGGGCCACCCCACCGCGCCGCGCGCGACACACCGCGCCUUCUGCGCGGCGGGGGCGUGCGGCGUACGUACGGAAAAUCGCCACCACCGGCAACGGCGGCGCCCGAAACGUCCGUCACACACUCACACAAGCGCGCGCGCACACACACACGCAUACACGAGCACGCGCGCGCGCGCGCCCAGCACCACUAAACCCCAUCGUCGGCGGCAACAGCAGCACCCGCAGCCGCCCGAACGUCCACCCGCCCGCCGCCAACCGCCCUCCGACGGACGCGACGACGACGACGACGACGACGACGACGACGACGACGACGACGAGUACGACGACUACGACGACGCCGCCGCCGCCGCGGGAAGGCGAAUUGUUCAGUCAGUCAGUCAGUCGGUGUACGUCGCGCGUCUACGGUGUGCUCAAACGUAUUACGCGCGCCAGUACGUCCCGCGGCCGAUCGCUCGCUCGCUCGCUCGCCAGCUCGUCCGAAAUUGUACGCACCUCUCUCUCGCUCCCCCGUAAUUCCCACUAUCGUAAUUCGACGACGGUCGAACCGCGUUUAAUCGUUUUUUCUCUAUCUCUCUCCCACCCUCGAUCGGAGCUAUCAGUCCGUCGCGCGUCCGUAGACCGCGAGCCGCCCACGCGCCGGCGACUUUUUUCCCGCCCUCCCCGUGGGUUUUUUUGGCGAACAAUUUUUUCCGAAUUUUUUGCCAUCUCGCGCGCGUUAUGACGACCGUCCGCCGUCGAUGAACAAUUAUUGUUUUUUUUUUUCGACAAUUAUUCGCGUCAUUUCAUACUCAUCUUCCAAUGGCUCUGCCGGCCGGUGUCGUCUGUUCCGUUCACAAUAGUUACUACGUGUAAUGUCAUCGAAACGUAAAUCGCCGCCGUCCAAGUUGCUGGAGAACGCCACGAGCGCACCUGACACGACAACGACGGCCGAGACAACGGUUGCAACCACGACCGCGGUCGAAGAGAACGGUAACGGCAGCAGUAGCGGUCACUCGGACGACGGUCACGCCUGCGGUAACGGUACCGAAGUCGUCGACAACUGCAUCGAAACGACCAUGGAAACGGCCACGGCCACGGCGGCAGCCGUUCAGACGACGGACAGGAGCUGCGGCAGCCCGGCGGUGGCCAACAGCCCUCCGCCGUCGUCGGCGGCUACUCGGCCUGCCAGCAGCAGUGGCGGCACGUCGCCCUCGCCGUCUUCGGACAGUGAGAACAGCAGCAGCGGCGGCGGCCGGUACGCUUCCGGUUCGUCUCCCGUAGGCGGCACCGGUGGCCGACAGUCGUCCAACAACAACAACAACAACAACUACAACAACAGCAACAAACGCCAGCGCACCGAAAGCCCCUCGUCCGCAGCGGGGUCUGCUGCGGCCGCGGCCGCUGUGGCCGCUCUCAGGGCGUCGCCGUUCGCCGCGUACGCCCGACAACACAACACAGGAUCGCCGCCCCAACACCAGACGUCCGCACAUCCACCGCCGCACAUCGCGUCGUUCUUGUCGCUUAACCAUGGCGCCGCAUUCUACGAGACGGCCGUCGCCGCGGCAGCGUACGAACGGGCGUUCAUGAACGCCGGCGGCCAUCACGUCCAGCAACAGCAACAGCAACAGCAACAACAGCAACAGCAACAACAGUACCAUCACAUGAUGGACAGCGUUCAGGCGGCGGCGGUGGCCGCCGCUGCGGCCGCCGGUUCGUCGUAUUUCGACAUCGAACAGCGUCUACUCCGCGGCAAGGGCGUGGGCGCCGACGAUGCCGACAAACUCGCUCAUCUCAUGCACCUGAACAACAACACGUUCAUGCACAACCACAACAACAACAACAACAAUAACAACAACAACAACGUGAUGUCCCCAAUCGGUGGACCGGCCGCGGCCAAGCGAACCAUGGACGACGUGCUCAAGAAACUCUCGUCGAAAACGCUCUUCAGAGAUGAUCACGGUGUCGCGGCGUCCGCCCGUUCCGAUUCGCCUCCGCACAAGACCAGUAAAUCGGACACUCUGACGGAACACGGCGAAGAUCCUUCAGGUGGUCUACCCGGCAUGGAUAUACUGCAAAACUUGCAGGGCGAUACCACUACGAUAGUCGAAAAAGAACGCAAACUGUCGGAAAUGAUAUUGCAAUUGCAAUUAUUUCGGGAACAACUGCUUAACCAACAAGAUCAUCCGAACAAGUUCAACCACCUGAAAGGGAUGCCGAGCCUUCAGAACCCUCAGUCGCUGUUCUUCCUGCCGUUAUUGGACCAACUGCGCGGCCUGUCGCACUGUUCCAACGCGGCCGCGCUGGCCGGUCAACAACAACAGCAGACCUCCACCACGACGGCGUCCACCAAUUGCAACGUCAUGCCGACAGCCGUGUGGGCCAACAACGGCCGACCGCCGUCGACGUCGUCGGCCAGUCAGUGUUCCAUGCAACUGCAACAGGAACAGCAACAGACGCCGCCGCCUGCUCAGGCGCAGCAGCAACAGCAGCUGCGACACCGGACGACGGCCGCCGACCCGGACGCGCCGCUGAACCUGACAAAGCGAAAGUCGCCCACGCCGCAACCGCAUCCUCCGUCGUCGACGACGCCGCAAAACCACCACCAACAGCAGCAGCAGCAACAACAACAGCAGCAGCAGCAGCAACAGCAACAGCAACAGCAGCAACACCAUCAUCUCCAGCAGCAGCAACAGCAUCAACAACAGUUGCAACACCAACUGCAACAACAGGCCAACAACAUGUUCCCGCCGGGCGGCGCCGGAUGGAACUCGUCUUCGUCUUCGCCGCCGGCCACCACGCCGGGCACUGCCAACAGGCGGUCCGGUUCCGGCCAGGGUCUGGUCAGUCCACCGGCCGCGGCCACGCCGAAACUCCUGCCGCCGCCCAUUCCGGUGUCCAGGGGAUUCAUGCCGUACGCCAGCAUACCACAGCAUGCUCCUCCGCUGCUACGCUCGAGACCCGUAAAACGAAGCCUAUCGCCCAGCGCGGAAACGAUGGCGCCGUACUCGAGAUUCCAAGGGUAUCCGCCUCAGCUCAUCAGGGACGAUCAUUCCGUAGACAUGGAUAUAUCUUGGAGACCCAGCGAUCCAAAUUUCAAUAUUGACGACACUGCAACUGACAAAGGUCACAUGAUACGGCAGCAGAAGAAGGACGGCGAGCACAUAAAGAGACCUAUGAACGCGUUCAUGGUUUGGGCCAAAGACGAGAGGCGAAAGAUCUUGAAAGCCUGUCCCGACAUGCACAAUUCGAACAUUUCGAAAAUAUUAGGUGGCAGGUGGAAGGCAAUGUCGAACGCGGACAAGCAGCCGUACUACGAGGAACAGUCCAGGCUGUCCAAGUUGCACAUGGAAAAGCACCCGGACUACCGGUAUCGGCCCAGGCCGAAGCGGACGUGCAUCGUGGACGGCAAAAAGAUGCGGAUAUCCGAGUACAAGACGCUGAUGCGGCAGCGGCGGAACGAGAUGCGGCAGUUGUGGUACAGGGGCGAGGAGUCCGGUCCUUCCGGUUCCGGGCUGGACGGCGUGGCCGAGCCGGACGUGGCCGGCACCAGUUUCAGAUUUCCGGCCGACGGGUCCGUGUCGCCGAUCGUGAUGUACUCGAUGGCCAACUCGCCGGCCAACUCGCAGGCCAACUCGCCGUCGUUCAGCGUCGACAGUCACGACGAGGACUAGGCGCCGGCGGUGCAGUAAUCGUCGCCAUCGCUCUCCCGGUGCAGUGCACACGCCAUCGCUCGCCCGGCACAGUGCACCCGCUAUGUCGUGCCUGCCGACAAAAGCUUUGUGUACGAGUCAACCACUAUUCCUCCACGCCACGUCCACGACGACCGGCGAAACAGGCCAGUACCCCACGACUACCAACAGUACCUGUAUUACACUAUUUAUAUAUUUUAUUUAUAGUGCAGCGUUAGUAGACAUGGAAAUAGUCAAAAGUAAACCCCCUCCUCCUCGUGUGUAUGAACCACUUUUUUUUUUUUAAUUAUACCGUGUACAGAAAAUUGUAUAAAUUAUUACUAUUAUUAUGAUUUUUUUUAAUUACAUGAUUUUAUUAUUAUAUAGUUAAACGUAUAUAAAAGCCGAGAAAAAAAUUCGAAAAAAAAAACAGAAUUAUAUCGCGUUCAUGAUAUUAUUAUGUGUUACAUAUAUUUUAGCGUUUAAGAUUCGAGUGUAUACAAUAUUAUUAUUAUUAUUAUUAUCAUCAUUAUUAUUAUUAUUAUUAUUAUUAUUAUUAUUAUAUAUUAUUUUAUACAUAUUAUAUUAUAUAUAGAUAUUAUGAAAUAUUGAACAUGUAGCUGGAUUUCUUUCGCAACUGUAUUAUAAUAUAAUAUAGGUAGGUACGUUAAUUAUACAUUUUGUACAAACAUAAAUUAGUUCAAUAACAUAAUAUAUUAUUAUGAUAUCGAUUAUGAUUAAUCGAAAAAUCAUGUGAAAUUCCAAAAAAAAAAAAAAAUAAACAAAAAACAAAACAAAAAAAAAAAACGUCGUCUUAUAUACGCCGGUCGUGCCGGCGUGUCGCGUGUUUGCGUGCGUGUGUAUAAAAAUAUGAUAAAUUUUUUUUUUGUGAUAACGUUUCAUUACCUCGUCCGUGAGUCGUAGACGCAGUAUAUAGGUACAUAACCUGUAUGUGUAUAUAUUAUAAUUUGAUAAAUUUGUCGCGUGCGUGGGCGAAUCGCACCCAAUACCUGCGAUCGCCUCUACGUAUUUAUAAACCAUUAAAUGGCGAUUUCGCGAGUAGGUCAUAAUACAUCUUUACAUUAUUAUUCCACAAAAAUGACGCGUCGCGCACGACGGCGGAUCGAGCGGCGCGGCGACACGGCGUAAUAAUUAUUUAAUGUAGUGAAUUGCAAUAAUCAUAUACUGUCAUCGUAAUAUUACAUUGUAUAAUAUAUAUAUAUAUAUAUAUAUACUUACGUACUUCAUUUGAGGUUCGCUCAGACCGAAGCGGUAGAAGGUAGUGCAAACGUGCAGAGCGCGUAAUAUUAUUACGAUGAUUGUUACUUUGUGUUUUAUUUUUAUUCGCUCGGCCUAUGGGACGACAGACGUGCUUGUACCUAUAUACGAUAUAAUAAUAAUAACUAAUAGUGUAUGUGACAUAUAUUAUAUAUUAUAUAGUACAUACUUAUACUUACGUAGUUUUUCGGUACACACGAGUACGGCUGGUCGGCGUCGUCGGCUUUAUGAUCUCUGUUUUUAUCAUUAUAUGUUUUAUCAAUAAUAAUUGUAUAUCGUGUUUGUAUAAACAAUAAUUAGUUUUUUUUUUUUUUGUAAAUGUAACCGUUUUUUUUUCCACCAUUCAUGUCUUGUAAAUAAUAUAUAUAAGUCUUGAUUCGUUCGAAAAAUCGGACACUUUUUAACACGCGUCGUUCGGAAGACCACCUGUACCUGCGUACAUAAUAUAUCUAUACAUAUAAUAAUGUUGUGCAUCAAGAUAUCGAAAUAAUAAUAAUAUGUAAUAUAAUCAAUAAUCAUCGUGUUCUUACAACACAAUAUAUUAUAACGGUGUACCUGUAUACUUAUAAUAUGUGUAUCUUAUAUUAUGUAUUAUAUUAUGCAUAAUAUGUUGUACGCAUAAAAACAAUUAAGUAGAUAGAUUAUAAUAAUGUUGUAAUAAUAAUAAUAUUUAGGUGGGUAGGUUGAAAUGAAUUUCGCUAUUUAUCUUCUCCGCAGACGCAUCGUCUCCGUAUGUUAGGCGCAACUGGGGUUAAAACUCUGGGAGGGGGGGGAGAGAGGAGCUAACAAAACUAUUUAUUGAAAAUAACCCACAGGAGGCUUAUAUCUUAAUCAAUAAGGGUUAUUUUUUUUGGGGGGGGGGGGGCUAAAUCUUAGUCAGAGGGGCUAACCCUCUAGCCGCCCCCUCUAGUUGCGCCGAUGAUCGUCUCACGAUUCCAUCACAGCGAACCCCCGAGAUCAUCAGGUUCGGUCGUCGGAGCUUAUUUUUACGUAAUAUUAUAUUAUACUCCCGCGGCGACAAACGUUUGUUUUUUUUGUUUUUUUGUUUGUUUUUUUCAGUAUACCCUCCCAUCGGAUAUAGGUAUAUUUGAUUUUUUAUUUGAUUUAUAUAAUAUAUUAUAAUAUAAUAUCUUACUGCAGUAUUAUGAUUAUUAUCAAGUCAUAAUAUUAUUUGAAUACGAAAUAAUAUGUUUUGAUAUUAUAUAUUAUUAUUACAAAAGUCUGUUUUACUUUUUAUUAUUAUUAUUAUUAUUAUUAUGAUUAUUAUUAUUUUGACGCGUAGAUACGGAAUAUUUUUUUGUAUUGUAAAAUUUUAACGAGCGAUAUCGUAGACAGAUUGUUAUAAUAUGAUAUUGUGUACAGAAACAAAAAUUUUAAAAUACAUAUUAAUAAUAAUAAUUUAAACUGUAAAAAAAUUGUACGACCGACGUACGGUCGAACGCGCGACGGAACAAAAUUCGUCGGAAAGUUAAAAUCAACUGUUGUACAAUUUUCCUUUUUAUUAGCUAAAUGGUGUCGUCGAUUUGUGUACAGUAAUUAUAUUAUAAUAAUAUAUGUUUAUAAUAAUUAUUAUGAAUAAACGUACGUAUACAUACAUAACAUUAUAAUAUAAUAUAUUAUUAUUAUAUACCUAUAUAUAAUAUGAAGUAUUUUAUAAUCCCGUGUGUUGUACCAUGUAAUAGUGUGUGUGUGUGUAUACAAUUUAGGUAGAUAGUUAUUUAUUUUGUUUCUUUUAUUGUCUGAAUUAUUAUAAUAAAAACAUAUUAUAAUUAUAUUA